Yarrowia lipolytica CLIB122 is the source of this 672-nucleotide messenger RNA. RefSeq lists its product as uncharacterized. NCBI's taxonomy places the organism in Eukaryota, Fungi, Ascomycota, Dipodascomycetes, Dipodascales. Gene Ontology annotation, molecular function: fatty acyl-CoA hydrolase activity. The record is from RefSeq and is a predicted model, not a curated record. Gene Ontology annotation, cellular component: mitochondrion.
AUGAUGUUACGAUCUCUGAAUCUUUCUAUUAAAGGUGUCUCUACUCUGUCGGCCCAUACACCUACCACCAAACGACUAUUUACGUCUUCCACAUCUAACAUGGCCCCCCGAAUCACACGACCCAAGCUCAAGGAGUACCCCUUCGUGGUUACUCAGUCGACUCGAUGGUCUGACAACGACCAAUAUGGCCAUCUCAACAACGCUGUCUACUACCACUUCUACGAUGCACUUGUUAACGGAUACUACUGGGAUCAAUGCAAACAUAACGUGAUGGGCGAUCUACGGGCUCUCGUGGUCGCCUCAGGCUCAGAAUACUUCGAGAUCAUCGACGGAUUCCCCAAACCUCUGGUGCUCGGUCUGGCAGUACGGAAACUUGGACGAUCGUCUGUGGAGUUUGAGAUCGGAGUCUUUCAACAGAGCAAAACGGCCGAGCAAGAGGAGUCAGCAGAAAGCAUUGUCUACGAGGCCUGGGCCAACUCCGGAGAAGAUCCCGUACCUGCCACCACAGAAGAGGCUCUGUUCAGAGAGCUGAGAAACCAAAAGGUCAAGGCUCUGGGAAAAUUUGUGCAUGUCUUCGUCGACUCGACCACCAACAAGGCGGUUCCAAUUCCCGCGGAUCUCAGAAAGGGCCUGGAGGAAAUUUAUGUUGGUCCUUCUCUUCCCAAGAUGUAA